UCCUCAUCUCCUGAGAGGGCUGGGUGCUCUGCUUAUGGUCAGCAGAGACCUGUUGGUGGUCUGAGACCUUUUCCCAGAGUCUGAACUGCAGAGAACCUGGUUUGCAGCCCCCUAUGAAGGUGCCAGAAUUGACCUAGAGAGCCUGAGCCAGUCUAGCUUGAGAAAGGUUUGUCUGUCUUGGAUGACAGACAGUGGGCUUGUAGUGCUCACUGCCUGCUGGCCAGGCAGCCAGGCCUCAUGGAGUCAUUGGAGCAGUCCUGCAGUGCUCAUUAGAGGCUCCAAGGUUUGGGAAUGAGCUGUAGUGUUUUGAUCUGGGUGGAAGACAUGGUGUAUUGGCAUCACCCUUUGUGUGGUGUCAGCAGAAGUAGAACUUGAUUCAGAUCUAGAACUUGAUUCAAGAUUUGCAUAGGCCAAAAAAGUUUUAGUCUGAUCCAGAGUACAUAUUUUAAGAUGAAUGGAUUGGACCAGAUUUCUCAAAUAGUUCUAGCUUUUAGUAAAUACCCUUUGGGCUCUCAGUGCCUACUGUGAGCAGACCCUUGAUUUUAGGAAACAGUUUUAAAGUGAAAUGUACCUUCAUCCCCUUUAUGUUGCAGGUGAUUGAACCUGAUAAUUCAGUGAGCUGAGGCCAUUUCAAGAGAGGAAUGUUUUAGGACACAGCUGAGUUGUUGAGGGACAGCUGCACUUUGAUCCUAAGAGCUUUGCAAGGCUGAAUUUUAAAAAUCCCAGAAGAUGGUGUCUGCUUGCAUCCUGGUGCCAAGGCACCGACAGCAGCUGAUGUCACUGGAGUAGUUGUCUCACGAGGAGAAGAUUGGCCCUGCCAGCCUGGGAUUGCUGCUGCUCCCCAGGUCAGUGAGAUGGGAAGGUCACAGGAGUGUGGGAGGUUUUGUGUCCAAUUUCCAAAAGCUGCCAGCAGUGCUGCUCUGAGCUCUGCACGUCCUGGGAGCUGGGAACUUGGCCUUGGAGUACAUAAAAGCAUUAGGGUGGCUGUGCCCUGAGCUCACCUUUCCACUUACCUUCCCCAUCCCUCUCUCUCUGUUCAUUCUGACACAGCCUGUGUGUUUUCACUUUAUAUCACAGAAGUGUAAAGCCAGUCAUUGACAAAACCCUCUUUUUGGAGGAAGAGAGGAUUAUUGUUGGGUAUGUCCUGGAGCAAAAGUUUGAGAAUAAUAUCCUGGGGGAAUAAUGGGCAGAUAAAACUCUGAGUCCUGCUGACUUCAGUCAGGCCUGUGGGACUCUGAGGUUCACCUUUUCUGGGGAUGUCCCAGCCAGUUUGGUCAGUGCUGCACAGAGCUGCUGGCCCAGCCCCAGCCUGGCUCUGUGACUCUCCCUGUGUUGCCCCUGUGCCCACAGGUGACCCCACCAGGUAACCAUCCCGUGCCUCCUUACCUUUGUAGGCUGUUCUGCUUCCUGGCCUUGCCAUCUCCUGCCAGAUACAUUGGUGACAAAGCAGUGGGGACAGGUCACAGCCUGCCUUGCUGACAGAGUUACAAAAUGGAUCCAGGACCAAACCCAUCCCACAAAACAUCAGGAUUAAAUAUUGAAAUCCUUGGCAUUGCCUGUGUGCUUAAAAGUGCUGAGGAAAAGGGCUUUAUCAAGAGGGAGGAUCAGCUGAAGCUGGGAAUUGUCCCUCAGGCUCCUGGUGCUUCCCAGGGAGCAUCUGUGCUCCCCUGCCUUUAGCUCUGCUUCCAUGAGGCAUUUCCAGCCCUAUUGCUAGACCAGAAGACUGGGGAUGGAAAGGGAGCCCAGUGAACUGGGAGAACAAGAAGAGGAGAGGAGCAGAUACUGGAGCAGAUUUUUUUGGAGGUUGCUCAUGGAAGCAGUUCUCCAUUUAGGGCAGUGGGUGGGGAGAGUAUCCUGGGACUCUGUUGAUCCCUGUGCUUGCUGCAGCACUGCUCAGCCAGGGCAGGGGCUGGGAAGGGCUCACUGUUCCCUACUUCUGUCAGCCAGCAGCCUGUCCUUUGUGGAUUUGUGCUUUGUGUUGGGGCUGCACUGUCCAUCCUACUGAUGGGCCUGGGCUAAAGCAGCCAGACUAACUGAAGAGUGCCCUUGUAGCUAAAUUGGAAGGACCAGCAGCCAGUGCUCCAGAGGCCAGACACCCCCUCCCUCUCAUUCCUCAGAGCCAGUAAUUAAUGUGCUGAUCAUAAUAAAAGGGAGCUCCCAUAAGGAGGGAAUUUCCAUCAUUACCUGCAGCCACUAACGGGAGGAUCCUGUGCUUGUCAGUACUGGAAGCACUCACUCUUCUGUCUCGGGAGCUGUUGAUAGCAGCACCUGAGAAACUCAGUAAUCCUCCAGGAAGUGAGUGAUACAUCCUGGCCUUUGAUUUAGCCUGCUCAAACAGGCCUAGUUCUUAAAUUUAACGGGCUUUAGCAAAAAUUAUACUGUGUUAAUUUGAAAUAGUAAUACAAUGAAUUAUUUAUUAUGGCAAGUAAUUCCACAGAAGGAUACAGAAUGAGAAAAAAAUUUCCAAAAAUCUUAGUAAGGUACAACAUGAUCUACUCAUAUGAUUCCACAAUUUCAUAGCAAAAUCUCAGGCUUUGUCCCAGCCAAAAGCAAACAUCUUUGACCUGAUUUCAGCAUAACAGGAUGUUACUGGUUCAGUGAUGGUCUGGAAGGUUAGGGAGUGGGUUGUGUACACUGUUUGUUGCUUUUUUCUUCUCUCUCAAGUCUCAUAGUUUAAAAGCAGAGAGGUAGCUGUAAACUACCUGUAGCCUGCAAAGUACAGCUGGCAGUGAGGUAUAAUCCCCCUGCACUUACCUGUGCUUCACAGGAUCACAACAAUUGUUGAAGCAGACUUUAUUUAAAGCAAAAUAAGUGGCAAGUAAGUAAGUAGCACAGGAGGGAGUAAUUUAACCAACCCAUUGGAUGAAAGUCAGGGUAGGGCAAGAGGAGUCAUGGGACUGUUUAAAUCUGUCAGAAAUGUGAUGACAUAAUGAGCAAUAACUACUCUAUGUUCCAUCACUGGGCCCCUCCUACACUCACUUAGCAGUAUUUCUACAUUUCUCAUGCAACCUGCCUGUGUGACAAAUCCACACACACGUUGCACCCAAUUAGUGUCAAGCAUAAGAGCUGCUCUGCCUGUGUCUCACCUCUCUAAACCCCUCCUGGAAGCAAUUUUCCCAGCAUACAAAGAAUAAAUCACCAUUCUCCUUAAUCUCUCAGAGGACAGAUCCCAAAUAAGGGCCAGGUAAACACAUGUAAUACAUGAUAAAGCAUUAUAAUCUUCCCAGCAGUAGAUACAGGAUAUUAGCUGCUUUAAGUGUUCAAUGCUACAUGUAAUUAAAAAUGGCAGGGGAGGUGAGACAAGGCACUUGAGUAGGCACUUGUAGAAAAGUAGUGGAAUAUCUGGCUUAAAAACCACAAACCUCAAUCAUUUCUCCCUCUAAAAAAAUAGCAAAAAACCACAGCAAACAGCGAAACAAACUGGAAAAGAAAAACAAAUGCACACCUACUCUAGGAAGUAUAACUUACUUUACCUGUGUCCCAGUCACUCCAGAAGCAUCAGGAGAUAAGGAAGUGAGGAGAGCAGAGGGAGGGAGUACAAUCCUUCCUGGGGUACCAACUGCACCAGGGUCAAACCAUUAGCUGGAUUUGACAAAUGACUUACAUGACCACACCUUGUGUAACCAGCAGCCACUGUGCUAUUGGAGUGUCCCAAGGAGUCUCCUUUGACACUGGCUGUCACUCCUCACAUACAUUUUCAGGUGAACAAACAUCUGCCACCUUGUGCUGUGGUGCACUGCAGGAAUUUGCCCCCUCCUUUCCUACUUUUGUUUCAUUGUGGUGAAGGUUGGCUGGCUCAGAAAUCAUCACCUGCCAGUGAGGGAGCAGCUGUCCUGAACAACAAACAAACAGCCCUGGGGUGGCUGCAGAUACUGUUGUGCUGUAAGAUGAGUGGCUGAGAAGGGCUGGAGGGGAGCACCGAUGACCUUACAGUGGGUAUAGGAGGAGCAGAGGCUCUGUGUUGUCAGCACCCUCUGUGGCUGCUGGGGACAGGAGGUGUGGAGGACAUGUUUCCCUUUGCUGCCACUGGCCCAGCUGCACAGGCAGUCUACCUGUGCCAUCCUGGGAUGUCCUGAGCAGGAGGGGAGCAUGCCUGGCCUUCCACACCCUCAUCAUGGUGUCCUUGCUUAGCUUUAGCAGAGCCCAGGGCCUCUUCCCACAGAGUGGAUUCUACAUCCCCAGUGCCUUCCUGAUUCCCAGGGAGGCCAAACAAGUGGGGCUGGGUCUCCAGCCAGAGCAGGGGCUGUGCUGGAGCAGCCAUGGGCAGGAGUGAGGGGUCCUGGUUGUUGAGGGCCAUUACUGCCUGCGGCGGGCUGGGACCUGCACAGUUCCUCUCUCUGUGCCAGUGGGACUGGCCCUUGGCCACAUCCCCAGGGCUCAGGGACAUGGGAACCCACGCCUGCAGUGUGACCUCAGCAGCCACAGAGCAACGGAGCCGCCGCUGCUCACCCGUGAGUCAGGGGAGGCCACGUGAGGCCCCAGCCCUGACGCCUUCCCUGGGCUGGGAUCCCUGAGCCAGGAUCCUGAACCACCACACAGCCGUGCAGCUGCAUUUGACAACAGGAAGGCAAGCAGAAGGGUAGCAGAAUUAUUACCACAGCCUGAGGAGACUGGAGCAGGAAGGGUUUCAAACGGAACUGGUGUGGAUCAGUUUUUGUUGUCUCACAGGAAGAAACUCAGCUUUCACCACAGCUACGGCCCUCCAGGACGUCUUCCAGUGGAAGCAGCUGCUGGGACCAACCUAAGACUGCUAAGACUUGCAGGCACAGCGAUGGAGAAUUUGGAUGUCCCAAUCCCAGAUCUUACUGAAGAACAGCAAGACAUUUUUCAGAGAGUUUUUGCUGCUGAUGCCAAGUACUUGGAGACACAUGAGAAAAUGAACCAGUCCUUCUGGGAAUCACUUGUGAAAUGCUUGGCCUCUACUGACCCACCUAUCCUGAAUACUGAGGAAAAGAACAAUCUCCUUAACAGCUGUGAUGUCCUCCCUGGAGGCUGUGCUGCCUGCCUGAAAGCCAUAGAGAAGAAAGGAGUCAGGGCAAUGGCUCUUCUCUACCUUUUGCUGAAGACUUCCAACCCAUCUGGGUACAGGCAGCUGCCCAGCUCCAAGGGAAAGGAUGAAAAAUUGAAACUCCUGAAGAGUUUGGAAAGGAAUUUUGUAUAUUCAGAAGAGGACAAAAAGUCUAAAAACUCAUCCCAGGAGUCCAUGGAUGAAGAUACACAAGACAGUGAUGAGGAAGAUUUAGGAAUACAGAAGACUGAAGGCCAGUUACUUGGAGGAAUACCAGCAGAGAUGGUUCCCUACAGAGAUUCAGAGAUUGCCAGAAGAGAAGAUUCAGAUGUAGAUGCUUACGAGGAGGAGAGCACUCACCCCCCUCAGUGCACAGUACGGUGGAUGGGCAUACGGAAGGAUGAUGAAUUCUUUCAUUUUGUCAUUCUUUGCUUUGCAAUUGGAGCUUUACUAGUUUGCUACUACUACUACAAAGAUUGGACUAUUUCUCUUGGGAUUGGUUUAAUCACCUUUGCUUCCCUGGAAACCACUGGGAUAUACUUUGGUCUAGUGUACCGAAUUCGGAGUGUCCUUGACAGCUUCGUGCCUCUGAUUGACAGAUUCAGGCCAAGAGGCAUGAGGAAAGCUGCCUAGGAGGAGUAUUUAAGGAGAGUUCCCCAAACCUGGCUGUCCAAAUUUCCAGUACUAAAGCAACUGCUUUAUGAGGUGAACCUAACCACCAAAUGGCCAAUGUGAAAUACUGAAAUGUGAAACUUCUGAAAAACAUUGCUCCUUUCCCUCCAAAAUAAACCUGAAACUGGGGUACAGGGCCCCACUCUGGA
Messenger RNA from Agelaius phoeniceus (red-winged blackbird), 5829 nucleotides. It is a transcript of the gene TMEM40, whose product is annotated as transmembrane protein 40. NCBI's taxonomy places the organism in Eukaryota, Metazoa, Chordata, Aves, Passeriformes, Icteridae. The record is from RefSeq and is a predicted model, not a curated record.